AUGGAUGAUAAAUUGUUUGGUCGAAUGGAUGGUAAAUUGUUUGGUCGAAUGGAUGGUAAAUUGUUUGGUCGAAUGAAUGAUGGAUUGACAGGUACUAAUGACUUGUUUGGAGACAGUGCUAAUGACUUGUGUGGAGACGAUACUAAUACCUUGUGUCGAGACACUACUACUGACUUGUUUGGAGACAAUACUAAUGACUCGUGUGGAGACAGUACAAAUGACUUGUUUGGAGACAAUACUAAUGACUUGUGUAGAGACAGUACUAAUGACUUGUUUGGAGACAAUACUAAUGACUUGUUUGGAGACAGUACUAAUGACUUGUUUGGAGACAGUACUAAUGACUUGUUUGGAGACAGUACUAAUGACUUGUGUGCGGACAGCACUAAUGACUUGUUUGGAGACAGUAAACAUGAUUUGUUUGGAGAGAGCACUAAUGACUUGUUUGGAGACAGUAAACAUGACUUGUUUGGAGACAGUAAACAUGACUUGUUUGGAGACAGCACUAAUGACUUGUGUGGAGACAGCACUAAUGACUUAUUUGGGGACACUACUAAUGGCUUGUGUGGAGACAGUACUACUGACUUGCUUGGAGACAGUGCUAAUGAUUUGUUUAGAGACAGUACUUAUGACUUGUUUGGAGACAGUACUAAUGACUCAUUUGGAGAUAGAACUAAUGACUUGUGUGGAGACAAUACUAAUGGCUUGUGUGGAGACAGUACUAGUGACUAUACUAAUGACUUGUUUGGAGACAGUACUAAUGACUUCUUUGGAAACAACACUAAUGACCUGUGUAGAGACAGUUCUAAUGGCUUGUGUGGGUACAGUACUAAUGACUUGUUUAGAGACAGCACUAACGACUUGUGUGGCGACAGUAAACAUGACUUGUUUGGAGACAGUACUAAUGACUUGUUUGGAGACAGUACUAAUGACUCAUUUGGAGACAGCACAAAUGACUUGUUUGGAGACAGCACUAAUGACUUGUUUGGGGAGAGCACAAAUGACUUGUUUGCAGACAGCACUAAUGACUUGUUUGGAGACAGUACUAAUGACUUGUUUGGAGACAAUACUAAUGACUUGUUUGGAGACAGUACUAAUGACUUGUUUGCAGACAGUAAUAAUGACUUAUUUGGAGACAGUAAACAUGACUUGUUUGGAAACAGUACUAUUGACUUGUGUGAAGACAGUAUUAAUGAGUUGUUUGGAGACAAUACUAAUGACUUGUGUAGAGACAGCACUAUUGGCUUGUGUGGAGACAAUACAAAUGACUUGUUUGGAGACAGUGCAAAUGACUUGUUUGGAGACAGUACUAAUGAUGUCUUAUAUGAUGGCGGUAAAAAUAAGUACAACACAACAGGUGUGCCUUAUCUGACACAGGAAUAG
This is a messenger RNA of Liolophura sinensis, 1380 nucleotides long. RefSeq lists its product as uncharacterized. The record is from RefSeq and is a predicted model, not a curated record. Bases 1 to 1380 code for a protein of 459 amino acids. Lineage: Eukaryota; Metazoa; Mollusca; Polyplacophora; Chitonida; Chitonidae. The transcript has 3 exons.